Molecule: messenger RNA, 414 nt
Organism: Lachancea lanzarotensis
Lineage: Eukaryota; Fungi; Ascomycota; Saccharomycetes; Saccharomycetales; Saccharomycetaceae
Gene: CWC21
Product: LALA0S04e04368g1_1
Exons: 1
Coding region: 1-414 (137 amino acids)
Source: RefSeq, a predicted model, not a curated record
AUGUCUUUUAAUGGUAUAGGACUCAAAAGUGCUAAGGGUUCGUCAACUUCUGGCCAUGUUCAGCGAUCACUUGCUUCCAACGACGAUCGCAAGCAGGAUAAGAUCCACUCCAGUAGAGUCAAAAAAUCCCAAGAACGCUUAAAAGAUGCCAAAAUUCGUCAUCAUAAGAGAGACGAUGCUAUUGUGAAGCAUGUCAGCAGGCGAGAAAUUGAAUUACGGGUUUCGGAAUAUCGAGAUAAACUGGAAGAAGACGAAACGAUAGACGACGCUAUCAUUGACGCCAAAUGUGAGCAAUACAGACAAAAGGUUCUGAAAGACUGGGAGAAAGAGCAGGAAGAUGAAAAGCUGCGAAAUGCCUAUGUUUCAAGAAAAAAAAGAGCGUCAAGAGAAACCCAUGGUGAAAAAGAUGGCUAA